Molecule: messenger RNA, 764 nt
Organism: Camelus dromedarius (Arabian camel)
Lineage: Eukaryota; Metazoa; Chordata; Mammalia; Artiodactyla; Camelidae
Gene: AIF1
Product: allograft inflammatory factor 1
Exons: 7
Coding region: 95-643 (182 amino acids)
Biological process (GO): actin filament bundle assembly; ruffle assembly
Cellular component (GO): actin filament; ruffle membrane
Molecular function (GO): calcium ion binding; actin filament binding
Source: RefSeq, a predicted model, not a curated record
CUCCCUCCUCCCAGCCCCACACCCCUCAGGGUCCUAGAAGAAAGCCUUGUCACCUGGAUGGACUGUGAUAAAGACGAGCAACAGAAUCCGGGCCAUGUCAGAGGGCGUUCCUGUUGACAAGGAGAACCUGAGCAGUGAGGCACUGAGACCACUGGACCAUCCAGCUGCAGGGUUGCAGCUUUCUCUUCAGGGAGGAGGCAGCUGCAAUAAAGAGAAGUCAAGAGGAGGAAAAGCCUUUGGACUGCUGAAGGCCCAGCAGGAAGAGAGACUCAAUGAAAUCAACAAGCAAUUCCUGGAUGAUCCCAAAUUUAGCAGUGACGAGGACCUGCCUUCCAAGCUGGAAGCCUUCAAGAAGAAAUACAUGGAGUUUGACCUGAAUGGAAAUGGAGAUAUCGAUAUCAUGUCCCUGAAGCAAAUGCUGGAGAAACUUGGGGUCCCCAAGACCCACCUGGAGCUAAAGAAAUUAAUCCGGGAGGUAUCCAGUGGCUCUGGGGAGACUUUCAGCUACUCUGACUUUCUCAAGAUGAUGUUGGGCAAGAGAUCUGCCAUCCUAAAAAUGAUCCUUAUGUAUGAAGAGAAGGCGAGAGAACAGGAGAAGCCAACGGGUCCCCCAGCCAAGAAAGCUAUCUCCGAGUUGCCCUGAUUUGUGGUGGGGAGAUGUGGUAGGAUUGAAGGGGCUUCUAGUGACCCCAGCAUAGAAAAGAAAGACAAAACUGUGAGCCAGAGUCAAAUUAAUUUAAAUAAAUUAUCCUUGUUCAGAUCAA